Messenger RNA from Theileria orientalis strain Shintoku, 8226 nucleotides. RefSeq lists its product as uncharacterized. The record is from RefSeq and is a predicted model, not a curated record. Lineage: Eukaryota; Apicomplexa; Aconoidasida; Piroplasmida; Theileriidae. Bases 1 to 8226 code for a protein of 2741 amino acids. The transcript is spliced from 3 exons.
AUGAAGGUAGAUACCAUUUGUACAUAUAUAUUGGUAUACCUGUUAACAUGUGUCCGUUUCAAUGUGCUUGUAAAAGUAAAUGCAGUUGCCAGUCAGCCAGCCGAAACCUCUUCAGAUUCCCAUUCAACUUCACUCCCUGAAAAAGAAGGGAUAGUUCUUAACAUAAAAUCAGACACUAAAUCCAAUAAGAAAUUUGAUCAUAAAAAGGUUGAUCAAUAUAUCACCUAUACUUCCAAAGAUAACUACGCCUUCAAACAUGUUAAAGAAGAUGCAACUGAAUUAUGGCAGGCCACUGACGCCAGCGAAUAUUCCAACAAAGUUGAAGUAGAUCUUCUCGAUAACAACUCCAAAGCUGUUACUAUACACUUACCAGGAAACAAGACUAAGGUGUUCAAAAAAGAUGGCUAUAAUAAACCCUGGACUGAAAUCGAUACUUCCAAAUUAAAUCUUAAGUCGUUUAACAUCAAUUAUCCUUACGAAACCUACUUUUUCACAAAUGUUUUUAACAAUAAUUUCAGAACAUUUACUGCUAAAAUUGGUUUUGCUUUUAGAGGUGCCAAUGAAUUCAUUGAUGAUCAAAAAAUAGAUAUUUGGAAAUCUGAUAACGAGAGUGAGUAUGCAUACAAAUUCGAAGUAGAUUACAUGAAUAACGAUUCUAAAGCACUGACUGUUCAUAUGUCUGGAAAUAAAAGUAAGUUGUUAAUGAAAAGUAGUACCAAUCAACCAUGGAAUGAAAUUGAUACCAGUGAAAUUAAUCCCAAGUCAAUUGAUAUUAGCUUAGAUAAAGAAACCUACUUUUGUUCCAACAGGUUGGAUAAGGAUGUUAGAACAUUUAGAGCUAAAACCGGAUUUGCUUUUAAUAAAAUCAAAGAUGGCAAUACUGAUAUAUGGACCACUAGUAAAGAGAAUGAAUAUUCUAAGAAUGUCCAGACAAAAGGAGACAAGAAGUUGAUCAUAUAUACCGGUGAAGACGGCAAAGCAAAGGUAUUUAAUAAGGGAACUAACUCUAAAUGGAGUGAAGAUAUAUCUGCAGCAUCUACUGCAGCCAAAAUAUCUUCUGAAUUACAGUAUAUAUUCUCAGAGGCUAAGACUUCCACUCCUAAAAACGGUGUUGAUCUUAACAUUAAGUCAGAUAUUAAAUCUACUGACAUUUACGAAUAUCAAAAGGUUGGUAAAUAUGUCACCUAUACUCCCAAGGGACUGAAUGCAUUUAAACUUGUAAAGUAUUACAAAACUGAAAUUUGUAAAGUAACCAACCCCAACGAUUAUUCUCUUAGAGUUGAAGUAGAUCUUAUAAAUAAAUACUCGAGAGCAGUUACUGUUUAUACGCCUGAAAAUACGUUUGUGUUAAUUAAAGAUGGCUAUAAUAAACCCUGGACUGAAAUCGAUACUUCCAAAUUAAAUCUUAAGUCGUUUAACAUAAAUUAUCCUUACGAAAGUUACUUUUACAAAAAUAAAUCAAAAGGAAAAACGAGAACAUUUACCGCCAAACCAGGAUUUGCUUUUAAAGGUGCCCAUGAAUAUGUCGAUGGUGAUAAAGUUUUAAUUUGGGAAACUGAUAAUUUGAGUGAGUAUGCAUAUAAGAUUGUUAAUGAAGGAGGUAAAAAAGUAACAAUUCAUAUAGCCGAUGGUUCUACAAAGGUGAUUGAGAAAAAAUCUGAUGGAAAAUGGCCAGAAUACACUGAAGCUAAUCCUAUGAACGGUAUACAACUUAACAUAUCGUCAUGCAAUAAAUCUUCUGACAUGUUGCAUUACAGUAUGUCUGGAAAUGUUGUAACUUAUAGUGCCUUAAACAAAUUUGGAUUUAAAUCAAUAUAUAAAGGAGGUUCUUGUAAUAAUCCACAAAAGAUUCUAUGGGAAACUAAAAGUGAUAAACAUUAUGGAAAGAAAGUCGAACAUAUUGACUAUUGGUAUAAGGAUAUGGAGGAAAUAAACAUAGAUUUAUACGAUGGAACUAAAAGAAAACUUUAUAAAAGUCAUAAUUUGCCAUGGACUGAGGUUGACUUAUAUAAAGUGAAUCCCAAGACAAUGAACAUAUCUUAUAAAAAGGAGACAUAUUAUCAUACAGCUACUGUUGAGGACGGUUUUAAAGUAUAUAUUUCCAAACCAGCUUUUGCUUUUAAUGAUAUUAUUCAAUGGAAGUGGCCCUUCCGUAAUAAUACUUGGACACAAGUAUGGAACACUACUAAACCUGAAGAAUAUGUCACUGAAGUGUAUAGAGAUGGUACCGGUUGCUCAGGCAUUAAUAACGUCACAAUGCACCUAAUUAAUGGAGAGUAUAGACAUGUCAAAAAAGAUAAAGGUAAAUGGGUUGAAAAAUCUUGUCGUAUAGAGCUUGAUAUUAAUAAUAAAAAAACCACAUUUGAAUACACCUAUACUGUAAAUAACUCCAUUCAUACAUUUGAACCAAAUUUCGAUUUCUUAAUUACUAAGGUGAUGAAUAAAGGUUCUGGCUCCAAUAAUUUACAACCGAUUAUCUGGGAACGAAAAGAUAACGAUGACUACCCAAACAAAGUAGUGACAGAGGGAGAUAACAAGGUGACAAUAUACACAGGCAAUGAUGCUACAGCAAAGGUCUUUAAUAAAGGAACUGACGGGAAAUGGAUAGAAGAUACCGAAGCUUUGACUAAGUUAAAUGAACUAUCUUCUGAACCACGCAAAAUUUACAUAUUGGGUAAGAGUUUUGAUCAUAAAAAAUGUAUUGACCUAGAUAUAAAUUUCGAUACUAAGUCUACUGACAAGUUUUAUUACAAAAGGCUUUACAACUAUGUCACUUAUACAGCAAAGAAAAACUACACUUUCAAAUUUGUUAAAGAAGGUAAAACCAAAAUAUGGGAGGCUAUUGAUUACACUAAUUACUCACAUAAAGUUAUUGUAGAUAAUAUGAAUAACGACACUAAAGCAGUUACUAUCCAUUUCCCUAGAAAAAAGAUGACAAUGUUUACGAAAACUGGCAAUACCGAAUCCUGGAUCGAAAUCGAUACGACCAAAAUCAGUCUUCAGUCAAUAAAUAUCAAUGAUGAUCACGAUCGUUACUCAUACAAAAAUGUGUUGAAAGAUAACAUCAGAACAUUUAAAGCUAAAUAUGGAUUUAGUUUUAAAGCUGUUAAUGAAUGUGUUGAAGGUAAAGAAGUUGAUAUAUGGAAAUCGCAUAACGAUACUGAAUACGCUACUAAAGUCGAAGUAGAUUACAUGAAUAACGAUUCUAAAGCAGUUACUCUUUACUUUCCCGAUAACAAGUCUAAGUCGUUUAUGAAACAUAAUAAGAAUGAUCCAUGGACUGAAGUUGAUAUCACCAAAGUAAAUCCUAAGUCGUUUAACAUAGAUUAUCCUCACGAAACAUAUUUCUACACAAAUCAAAUACGAGGUAACUUCAGAACAUUUACUCCUAAGAAUGGGUUCGCAUUUAACUGUGUUAAUGAAUAUAUAAAUAAUGAAAAGGUUGAUAUUUGGAAAACUGAACACGAUACUGAAUACGCUACUAAAGUCGAAGUAUAUUUUUUGAAUAACGAUUCCAAAGCCGUUACUCUUUACUUUCCUGAUAAAAAGACUAAGGUGUUCAAAAAAGACGGUAAGAACCAGCAAUGGAAUGAGAUUGGCACAUCCAAAGUAAAUCCUGAGGGAGUCAACAUAGAUUCUCAUUACGAUUGUUACUCAUACACAAAUGUGAUAAAAGACAAAAUUAGGACAUUUCUCCCUAAGACUGGAUUUGCUUUUAACUGUGCCAACGAAUAUGUCAACGAUAAAAAAACUGAAAUAUGGAAAACGAAUAAUGAGAGUGAGUACGCCAAUAAAAUUGAAGUAGAUAAUAUCAAUAACCACACAAGAGCUAUCAUCAUCCAUUUUCCUGAAAACAAGACUGAGGUCUUUUGGAAAUAUCGUAAAAAUGACAAAUGGAAGAAGUUUGAUACCACCGAAGUUAAUCGUAAGACAAUAAACAUCAGUUAUCUUCAAGAAUGUUACAUAUUCAAAAAUGAGUUAAUCAAUAACGUUCGAACUUUUACCGCUAAAAAAGGGUUUGUAUUUAAAGGCACCAUUGAAUUUAUUAAUGAUAAAAAAGUUGGUAUUUGGAAAACUGACAAAGAGAGUGAGUAUUCGAAUAAAAUUGAAGUCGAUCUGAUGAAUAACGACGCAAAAGCCAUCACUUUUUACUUGCCAGAAAACAGGACGAAGGUGUUAAAAAAAGAUGGUAUUAACGAGUCAUGGACUGAAAUUGAUACAACAAAAUUAAAUCCCAUGUCACUUAACAUCAGCUCACAUAACGACACCUACUUUUAUUAUACUAAGUUGCAUGGGUCUAUUAGAACAUUUGAACCCCGAAUUGGAUUUGCAUUUAACGUUGUUGAUGAGUUUAUUGGUGGCCAAAAAGCUGAAAUUUGGACCACUACUAACCAGAAGGAGUUCGCUAAGAAAGUGGUAUUUGCGAAACAUUCCUCCGGAAAAUUUGAUGUAACAAUUCAUUAUGGCGAAGGAUAUAAAAAGUUAUUUAUAAAGGAGAGUGAGGAUAAAGGGUGGAAAGAGGUAGAUAUAACAGUAAUUAAUUUCAGGACCCUGAAUAUCAAGUAUCAGUAUAAUACUUACUACUGUUCUACUAGGUUGGAUAACGGUGUUAGAAAAUUUGAAGCCAGAGAUGGAUUUGCUUUUAAUGUUGUUAAUGAACUUAUUGGUAAAAAAGGCAUCGAAAUUUGGACCGCAAAUAAAAACAAAUAUGCUAAGAAAGUGAUGACAAAAGGAGAUAACAAGUUGUUAAUAUUCAUAGGAGAGGGUGAUAAUGCCCAUAAAAAGGUUUUUACCAAGGUAGCUGGCGGUCAAUGGAGAGAUGAUACAACAGGAACUAUUACAGUACCUUUACAUUUUGAAACUACACAGCCAAGAGUCAGGUUAUUUAAGGUCAAUCCUUCGGACUUAUCCAAUCUAUUGUCAUUAAGUACUAACGAAUUUUCUUCGAUUACAAGCGGAAACGUGGUUAAGUACCAGAUUGCCAAUGGUGUUAAUUGUACCCGAUUGAUGAUUGACGACGUUUUAUUGUGGGAAUACGACUCUUCAAAAUAUGGAGAUCGAUAUCCCAGAUCAGUAUACCAUAAUACAGAAACCGAUAUUUUAUUACUCAGGAUAUCAGGUGUAGAUAUCACAUUUGAGAACACCGCUGAAGGUUGGAUAUUCACUGAAUCAGGACCACUAGCCGUCAAGUUCCACAUAGUUGAUCCUAACAACCCUAGUAAUACUGUCGAACUCACUGACAAUCAAUUCACAGUAGCUGAAAAUCGUGAGAUCACCACGUUCAAUAUCGCAGACAAUGUUCAUCCUAUCGCAUUAACUUAUGGUGCAUCUCUACUGUGGCAGCAUGAUGCCAACAAACACAGUGGUAUGCAUCCUAAGUCACUACAUUUUUAUAAAAGAACAGAGACACUAGUACUUCAAUUUGAGAAUUUAGAUAUGUCAUUUGCAAAGAAUAACGAAGGUGUAUGGGAGUACACAGAGACUGAUACCUCUGAUAGUGAAGCAACUACUACACAACCUGAAUCAGAUGGCACUUCAGAACCUGGUGAAGGUGCUUCUACUACACCUCCACCUGAAUCUAGUGGAGAAGGUACUCCAGCUACACCAUCAGCUCAAACUGGACCAUCCACUACACAGCCAAGAGUCAGAUUAUUAAAGGUAAAUCCUUCAAAUCCUGAUAGUCUUAUCGAACUAGGUGCUAAUGAUUUUAGUUUUUCUACAAGUGGUAGUGUGGUCUUAUACAAGAUAUCAUCCGGUGUUAAUUGUGUUCAGUUAAUAUUUGACAAUGUUUUAUUGUGGGUAUAUGACUCUUCACAGUAUGGAGAUCGAUAUCCCAGAUCAGUAUACCAUAAUACAGAAACCGAUAUUUUAUUACUCAGGAUGUCAGGUGUAGAUCUAACUUUUGAGAACACUCCUGAAGGUUGGAUAUUCACUGAAUCAGGACCACUAGCCGUCAAGUUCCACAUAGUUGAUCCUAACAACCCUAGUAAUACUGUCGAACUCACUGACAAUCAAUUCACAGUAGCUGAAAAUCGUGAGAUCACUACUUUCAAUAUCGCAGACAAUGUUCAUCCUAUCGCAUUAACUUAUGGUGCAUCUCUACUGUGGCAGCAUGAUGCCAACAAACACAGUGGUAUGCAUCCUAAGUCACUACAUUUUUAUAAAAGAACAGAGACACUAGUACUUCAAUUUGAGAAUUUAGAUAUGUCAUUUGCAAAGAAUAACGAAGGUGUAUGGGAGUACACAGAGACUGAUACCUCUGAUAGUGAAGCAACUACUACACAACCUGAAUCAGAUGGCACUUCAGAACCUGGUGAAGGUGCUUCUACUACACCUCCACCUGAAUCUAGUGGAGAAGGUACUCCAGCUACACCAUCAGCUCAAACUGGACCAUCCACUACACAGCCAAGAGUCAGAUUAUUAAAGGUAAAUCCUUCAAAUCCUGAUAGUCUUAUCGAACUAGGUGCUAAUGAUUUUAGUUUUUCUACAAGUGGUAGUGUGGUCUUAUACAAGAUAUCAUCCGGUGUUAAUUGUGUUCAGUUAAUAUUUGACAAUGUUUUAUUGUGGGUAUAUGACUCUUCACAGUAUGGAGAUCGAUAUCCCAGAUCAGUAUACCAUAAUACAGAAACCGAUAUUUUAUUACUCAGGAUGUCAGGUGUAGAUCUAACUUUUGAGAACACUCCUGAAGGUUGGAUAUUCACUGAAUCAGGACCACUAGCCGUCAAGUUCCACAUAGUUGAUCCUAACAACCCUAGUAAUACUGUCGAACUCACUGACAAUCAAUUCACAGUAGCUGAAAAUCGUGAGAUCACCACGUUCAAUAUCGCAGACAAUGUUCAUCCUAUCGCAUUAACUUAUGGUGCAUCUCUACUGUGGCAGCAUGAUGCCAACAAACACAGUGGUAUGCAUCCUAAGUCACUACAUUUUUAUAAAAGAACAGAGACACUAGUACUUCAAUUUGAGAAUUUAGAUAUGUCAUUUGCAAAGAAUAACGAAGGUGUAUGGGAGUACACAGAGACUGAUACCUCUGAUAGUGAAGCAACUACUACACAACCUGAAUCAGAUGGCACUUCAGAACCUGGUGAAGGUGCUUCUACUACACCUCCACCUGAAUCUAGUGGAGAAGGUACUCCAGCUACACCAUCAGCUCAAACUGGACCAUCCACUACACAGCCAAGAGUCAGAUUAUUAAAGGUAAAUCCUUCAAAUCCUGAUAGUCUUAUCGAACUAGGUGCUAAUGAUUUUAGUUUUUCUACAAGUGGUAGUGUGGUCUUAUACAAGAUAUCAUCCGGUGUUAAUUGUGUUCAGUUAAUAUUUGACAAUGUUUUAUUGUGGGUAUAUGACUCUUCACAGUAUGGAGAUCGAUAUCCCAGAUCAGUAUACCAUAAUACAGAAACCGAUAUUUUAUUACUCAGGAUGUCAGGUGUAGAUCUAACUUUUGAGAACACUCCUGAAGGUUGGAUAUUCACUGAAUCAGGACCACUAGCCGUCAAGUUCCACAUAGUUGAUCCUAAAGAUAACACCAAGACUGUCGAACUCCCAACUACUCACUUAACGCUAAGUGAAAGUGGUGAUAUCACUACUUUCAAUAUCGCAGACAAUGUUCAUCCUAUCGCAUUAACUUAUGGUGCAUCUCUACUGUGGCAGCAUGAUGCCAACAAACACAGUGGUAUGCAUCCUAAGUCACUACAUUUUUAUAAAAGAACAGAGACACUAGUACUUCAAUUUGAGAAUUUAGAUAUGUCAUUUGCAAAGAAUGAACAAGGUGUAUGGGAGUACACAGAGACAGCUAUAUCGGCCGGUGAAGCAGACACUUUAUCAGAAUCCGGUUACACUUCAUUACCUGAAGAAUAUGAAUCUUAUGCAUCGACUGAAUCAGAAGAUGGUAAAUCUGUUGUGGAAGAUCCACAUACUAGACUAAUACCUAUGCCAUCUUCAGCCAGUCAACAAGAUAAAUCAUUAAAACCUAUUCCUUCCGAUACAGGCAAAACAAUGGGAGUAAAUGGUAAUGGAUUUAGUUUGGAGACACUACUGCUUCGGUUUGAAGGUUUAGAUAUCGCAUAUGCAAAGAAUGAUCAGAACAUAUGGGAGUACACGGAGACUGAUACUUCGGAUAGUGGACCAGAUAAUGUAAAUAGAGAUGAUACUAGGAGUGCACUUGAUCGACCGAAAUCAUUGUCUGAUAUUUUCAAUAAAGAACACAAAUUGAAUGUAGUCCACAUUUAA